Molecule: messenger RNA, 1074 nt
Organism: Chaetura pelagica (chimney swift)
Lineage: Eukaryota; Metazoa; Chordata; Aves; Apodiformes; Apodidae
Product: protein spire homolog 1-like
Exons: 9
Coding region: 1-1074 (357 amino acids)
Biological process (GO): actin filament polymerization; intracellular transport; actin filament network formation
Cellular component (GO): cytoplasmic vesicle membrane; cell cortex
Molecular function (GO): actin binding
Source: RefSeq, a predicted model, not a curated record
AUGGAGUCUCCACUGUGUGAGCAGAGGAUCACUAAGGUCUCUCUAGCUGAGAUUCUGAGGUGUUUGGAACAUCCUAUAAGUGAGGAGCAAGCCUGGGCUGUCUGCUUUCAGUGUUGCUGUAAAAUGGAGCAGCUGGCUCGGGGGUUGUACCCACCACUGCAGUCUGUGUUCGUGAAAGGCCUUGGAAGCAUCUUUAUCCAUGCUGAUGGUACUGCUUCCUUCAAGGUGUACCACAACUCUGAUGUUGGCAGCAUCCAGCAGUCAGAGGACAAGCUGCUGGAGUACUUGGGGGUGCUGAUCUAUGAAGCCCUGGACUGGGGAAUCGACAGCCAAGCAGAGCGAGAACUGAGUGAUCCUUUGGAGAAACUGCUGUGUCUCAUGUUGAAACUGGAUGAUGAGGCAAUGAAGCCAGCAGUGACCCUGCAGGAUGUUAUUAAGAGUCUGAGAAAAAUGGAUGUGGAAGAUCUGGUGGAAUAUCCCCUUCAGAAGAAGGAAAAACACUGGGCAUCCCUGUGGCCCAACAUCAUCCGUGAGCUGCAGAAUGGUGUGAGACUGCACAAGGCGACUGAGCGACCACAGCCUCAAGUGCCUUCAAAAGAAAGUAUCUGCUCUCCCUAUGAAUUACUUUUGGAUGAUAUUCAGCACAAGAGGUACACGCUUCGGAAGAUCUGUUUCAGCUGCCAUAAGCAGAUAUUUCUUAAGUGGCCUUACAGCUGUUACCUCUGCAGCAGUGUUGUCUGUUGUGACUGCUGCAUCAAGAUGUCCAUGCCUUUCAGAAUGUGUGUACAUCUUCCACUUCACUUCUUAAAACUUUUGAGACUCUCCAGAGAGGAGGACUCAGCUAUCCAAGAGCAGAAGAACUUGGAGUUGCUGCAUGAAAUAGAGCACUGGGAGUGGUUUGGUGUACCUGUUAUUUUGGAACCCCAUUGCCUAGCACAGCCUCUGUGCUGUUACACAAAGACCAUGGCAGACUGGCUGACUGCUGACAUCUGUACGCAAUGUGAGCAGUAUCUGCUGAACAUGGCUUCCAGUCAACAGCAGAGCAUCUCUCUCAGGAGAAUUUCCUGGCCUUGA